Asterias rubens (European starfish) is the source of this 1229-nucleotide messenger RNA. RefSeq names its product alpha-N-acetylgalactosamine-specific lectin-like. Bases 40 to 555 code for a protein of 171 amino acids. The transcript has a single exon. The record is from RefSeq and is a predicted model, not a curated record. Lineage: Eukaryota; Metazoa; Echinodermata; Asteroidea; Forcipulatida; Asteriidae.
GCUGCUGAAAAGUGCAUGACAGACACUUGAUCAAGCAUCAUGGCUGUCGUCUGGAAAAUUUCUGUCUUGUUCUUGUCCGUCAUAUGUGUCUCUCACUCCGUGACGUGUCCACCUCUCUGGUCAAAAUACGGUUCGAAAUGCUACCGCUUCUUCGGCCAGAGGAAAUCGUGGCACGAUGCUGAAAAGCACUGCCGUGGGUUCUUCAACAGUGACAGCCAAGGCCACCUUGCGACCAUCCGGGAUUCCAGCACCAACGACUUACUCCUUGAGAUGUGGAAAACUUCACUGAUUUCCAUUCAAAGCGAAGGGGAUCGUGUUUGGAUUGGGCUAAACGACCAAGUCGCAGAGGGUGCCUAUCGUUGGAUAUCAGAGGGGACACAAUCAAUCCGCUGGGGACAAAGACCACCGGAUGUCUGGCUUCCUGGCCAACCAGACGGAGGGGAGGGUGAGCAUUGCGUUGACUUCUGGAACAAUUCUGGCAAAAUAGGAUGGAAUGAUGAGAACUGCGCCAGAGAGAAUGCUUUUAUUUGCAUGAUGGGUGUCGGUAGUGACUGAUUAAUUGUAAGAACAGCAUUGUCGACUGACUGCACAACACCUACAUAAAAAAUACCACCCCCAGCAUCGACUUCAGACUUUCAUGUCUCGACUAUGCUAACUCUAUACAUUAAUACUUUGAAUGACAGACAGCUCCACAUCAGGAAGUUCAAUCACCAAGAGAAAUUCUUUUCACACAACAAUGUGUAAAUGCAUACUUCUGUUUGCUGUACCGUAAUUGCAUAAUAUACCUAAGAAAACCACAAACUUAAUUUUAAAGGCAAAAGUAUCUUUGGUUUAGCACCGUUAAUCACCGAUAAUACGGAGCAAAUAAGUAUGUCCACGCUGGAUGAAUGAUCCAUAAUAGGAAUACACUUUGAGAAACGUUACUGACAGUAACACAUCUUAAAUCAGGAUAAAACCUUUACAUUACCACUACUUCGAAAUGAAAUAUUUUUUCAAAUAUUAUGCUCUCCUCCACUGCUGGACGGAAGCUGCUGUGUAGGCUCCAAUUUAAAGUUUUUAUUGUCGUUAAUUUUAAGGGUGAUUAAAGGCAGUGGACACAUGGGAUUCAGACGUGUGGUUAAACUAGCCGUUAAUCCGAGCACCGCGGGUGUCCAAAACAUAAACAUCUACUCAAUAUAAUUAUCAGCAAAAAACCUUACUUGGUAAUGAGAAUGGGGAAAGGUUGAUAG